CUUGCAGGCUACAGCAAAAGCAAACGUAAACUAACUUCGUUUCAACUUCAUGGUUUGUUGUUUUCAUAGUGGUUAAGUGUUUGUUUUUCAAUCUAAAUGUUUUAUUUAGACUACUAUUGAGUUGAAAACAAUCGAAAUUUUAUUUAUUGUAUCAUAUUAUGUUAUUACUAAAAUUAGGUCCAUUAGUGGCACAAAGUAACGGAGUCACCUCUCUCUAGUUCCUACCUGGAAACUAAAAGUAAAAGUAGAAAACAAUGACAGGCCAGAUAGAAGACUAUGAAGUAUUGGAGGUUAUUGGAACAGGAUCAUUUGGAACUUGUUAUAAGGUUCGGAAUAAGUUGUCUGGAAGGAUAUAUGUUUGGAAAGCUAUUGACUAUGGAAAAAUGACAGAAGAAAAGAAACAGUUGUUGGUGUCGGAAGUGAACCUGCUUAGUGAGCUGAACCAUCCCCAUAUUGUGAGAUACUAUGAUCGGAUUAUUCACAAGGAGAGCACUACAAUAUAUAUCAUAAUGGAGUGGUGUGAGGGAGGGGACCUGGCGUCUCUCAUACAGCAACACAAGAGACGAGGAAACUGUGUUGAAGAAGUAUUUGUGUGGCGUGUGCUGUAUCAACUGGGACGUGCACUGCAGGCCUGCCACUCACACUUACACGAUGUGACUGUGCUUCAUCGUGACGUCAAACCAGCCAAUGUGUUCCUCGACAGUCGUGGCAACAUCAAGCUUGGAGAUUUCGGUCUUGCCAGAGUGUUACGCAGAGAGCAGAGCUUCUCAGAAACCAUUGUCGGCACACCCUACUACAUGAGUCCUGAGGUGAUAAAAGGAAAUAAGUAUGACCGCAAGUCUGACAUCUGGGCACUGGGUUGCUUGGUGUACGAGUUGUGUGCUCUCAGUCCUCCCUUUACCAGCUGUGAUAUCAAUCAGCUGGCAAUACUCAUCAGAGAUGGAAGGUUUGAUCCAAUCCCAGCCAACUAUUCGGUUGACUUGCAGAAGAUUAUAGAGUUGAUGCUGAGUGUUGAACACCAAUACCGGCCUACUAUUGAGAUGAUCUUACACCACCCUACAGUCGUCCUCAAUGUCUCCACCAAGUCCAGUUUCAAGUUUGUCAACAAGCAGGAUCGGCUCAAGGAAGAGUGUGACAGAGCCACUUUGGCCUCGGUCUCUGAGAAGAUCAGGACCUUAGAGAGGGAAAGAGAACCAGAAGAGAUCAGUGAGGACACUUUCCAGGAGAAGUGGAUGGCGAGACUGGAGACUCUGAGACAGCGAGAGGCUGGAAUCAGGAAGAGGGAGGAUAAGUUACUUGAAAAGGAAAGAACAAUUGUGAAAAGAGAGAAAGAAUUGUUGCUUCUUGAACGUGUUUUAAGAGACAAACUUACCAGGGCUGAAAUUUAUCUUCGACAGUGUAAGGAAAAUCGAUCAUCCCAGGCCUCUGUGAGUUUGAGAUCUCAAAAGUACAAGGUAGUAGAAGAACUGGACACUUCAUUCAGUGCAGAUCCAGGAGACACAAGUAUUCUUCCAACAUCUGCCAAAAUUGAUCCCAAGGCAGUUGCUCCUCCAAACAACUUCAUCAGAUCAGCAUCAGAACGUAGACUAAGGCAUGUUCAUUUUAAUGUAAAUGAGAGAGUUCAGCCUCUUCAGGCUAUUCAAGAGAUAGUGGCAGUACAGAAGAAGGGAUGUGGGAUCCCUGAAGUAGAACAAAUGAGGACGAAGACUAUUCCCAAGAAAAUUUUGGGAGAUGUUCAAGAAACAGAACAGUUGAAAUUUGGUACAAUACCAAAAAAAGUUAGCUUGACAUCAGAGAAUAAGUUUUCUGUAGUGAAACCGGUUUUGCCUAAUACAAAUAGUUGGCUAGAAGAAAAAACUAUUUGGCUGGAGAAUAAACGAACAGCCUAUCACAACAAUGUUAAUAAAGAAAAUAUGAACCUCCAAAAUCAUUUAGAAGUGAAAACCCAUGAAUAUUGUGAAACUAAAGAAGUAAAAAAGCGUUCCUCCAGACUGUCGCUGUUCUCAAAAAAACAAGGAAUUCGUUAGAUUCCAGUAUAAUAUAUGUUGUAUAUUUACAGAAAUACUCAAGAGGUUGUGUGUUCAAGUAGUUAUAAAUGUUAAUAUAUAUUGUAUAUUCUAAUGUACCUGAUUAUAUAUGGUGCCUUAAACCAGUUACUAAUCUAGGCUAAUAAUUCAAGUAGUUACUAUUUUAUACAAUUAUGUGUUAAUGAAUAUUAAUAUAUUGAUUGUAAAUGUUACUAGUAUAAAAUAAAUUAAAUUAGGUAAGCAUUUGCAUUUAUCUCUUUGAAUAAAUAACUUAAGUGUAAUUUUGUAAAACAUUUCAAUAAAUAAAAUGUUGCCACAUUAACUCGU
Messenger RNA from Homalodisca vitripennis (glassy-winged sharpshooter), 2354 nucleotides. RefSeq names its product serine/threonine-protein kinase Nek2 (gene Nek2). The record is from RefSeq and is a predicted model, not a curated record. The transcript is spliced from 6 exons. Gene Ontology annotation, biological process: protein phosphorylation. Gene Ontology annotation, molecular function: ATP binding; protein kinase activity. The coding region runs from base 255 to 2027 and encodes 590 amino acids. Lineage: Eukaryota; Metazoa; Arthropoda; Insecta; Hemiptera; Cicadellidae.